UAAUUGAAAAAUGGCUGCUGACCUUUCGGAGUAAAUAUGAUUUUUUUACGGUGGUUUGGUUAAUAUUUUUGUACGUGUGGUGGUUAUUAGUGCUUCUUAUGACUCUGAAGAAAAUCAGGGACGUCUUCCAUGUAUUUCUAAUGCUCAGGUGUAAGAAAUCCCAUUACCAUUUACUUAUUUCCUAGUGAAUGGUCCCACUUUGCUCGUUACCAUAGCUGUAACUAUGGAUUUGAUACAAGAUGAAGACAGGCGGCGGCGGCUACGCCACCUCCAGGAGAAGAUCCAGGAUCCAAGAGGGAUAGGCAACAUCGACUCCCUCUUGGAUACUGUGCAGGCCCUCCACACAGACUGCGACUAUCCAGCCAUGAGGAAGAUCAAGAACAUCGAAAUGUACCUAAACAGAUACGGCGAUUUUGCCACCGAAGUCGUCAACCUCCGCAUGAAAACCGACGACUUCGAGCACAUCAAAGUGAUAGGACGCGGAGCUUUCGGCAAAGUCCAGCUAGUUCGCCAUAAACACACUCGCCAAGUCUACGCAAUGAAACGCUUAAGCAAAGCUGACUUAAUCAAACGAUCAGACUCUGCAUUUUUUUGGGAAGAAAGACAUAUCAUGGCCCAUGCCUCCUCCGAAUGGAUAGUCCAAUUGCAUUUCGCGUUUCAAGACGCCAAGCAUUUGUACAUGGUCAUGGAUUAUAUGCCCGGUGGUGAUAUCGUCAACUUGAUGUCGAAUUAUGAGAUUCCAGAGAAAUGGGCGAAAUUUUACACCAUGGAGGUGGUGCUUGCCUUAGACGUGAUCCAUUCGAUGGGGUUUGUCCAUCGCGAUGUUAAGCCAGACAACAUGCUUUUGGAUCAGAAUGGUCACUUGAAACUGGCCGAUUUUGGUACCUGUAUGCGGAUGGAUGAGGAUGGGCUUGUUAGGUCGAAUAAUGUGGUUGGUACACCUGAUUACAUUUCCCCUGAAGUGCUCCAAAGUCAUGGGAAGGGCAUCUACGGGCGUGAAUGUGAUUGGUGGUCCGUGGGGAUUUUUCUUUACGAAAUGUUGGUAGGCGAGACGCCUUUUUACGCAGAUAGUUUACUUGGUACUUACAACAAGAUAAUGUAUCACGAGAAUAAUUUAACGUUUCCUGAAGAAGUGGAAAUUUCUAAAGAGGCUAUAGCUUUAAUACAGGGUCUAUUAUGUGAUAGGACUAAACGUUUAGGACGGAAUAACGUUGAUGAGAUAAAGAAGCAUCCGUUUUUUAAAAAUGAUCAAUGGACUUUUGAGAAUUUACGAAACUCUGUACCUCCUGUGGUGCCUGAAUUGUCAGGCGAUGACGACACUAGUAAUUUUGAUGAUUACGAGAAAGAAGAAACGUCCGAAGAAGUGUUUCCAGUGCCAACUAGUUUCAUAGGAAACCAUUUACCGUUCGUAGGCUUCACUUACAAUUCCGAUUACCAAUUGUUAUCAGAUCGAAAAAAUGAUAUUGUAGAUAGCGGCAAAAUGAAUCAUCUCAACGAUAAAGACGCAAAUGCUCAAGUAACUAAACUACAACAACUCCUAGACCAAGAACGAAACACCGUGGAAGAACUGAAAGAAAAACAACGAAAAUUAAUUGCUCAAAUCAGUAGCUUAGCUCAAAACGAAUCCGCCAUCCGGGAGGAGUCGUCCAAGUACGAGAAAGAACUAACAAUCCUGAAACACAACUACAAGGAACUGCAACGCAAGGCGGAAAAUGAAAACGAGCUCAGGAAAAAAACCGAAAAGUACCUGGCCGACAUUAAGCGAACGCUCGAAGAGGAGCAGAAUAAGCGAACGCGCGAAAUGAACAACAACCAGCAACACAAUGACAAAAUCAACAUUCUGGAGAAGCAAGUCAACGACAUGCAGGAAAAACUCAAAGUCGAGACGGAAAACUGCCAAAGGUUGCGGAAACAAACCACCGAAUUGACGAUGGCAAAGGCGGCUUUCGAGCAAAAGGUGGCUGAGUAUCAGGCUGUGUUACAGAACUUACAAGCGCAAAGAGACAGUCUUCAAGCUGAAGUUGCCACCUUGCAAGGACAACUCACCCAGGAAAUUGCAGCAAGGACGCAGACUUCGGAGGAGUAUAGAGUGAUGGAAAAUCGGUUCCAGAAUGUCAACUCCGAGCUGGAGAGGAGUGUGCAACGCGAGAGGAAAAUCUUAACCGAUAACACGCAACUUACUGAAAAAGUCUCGACUCUGGAGAAGGAAUGCGCUUCUCUGUGUCUCGAACUGAAGGCAGCUCAAAAUAGAUAUCAGCAAGAGGUUAGGGCACAUGAGGAGACCGAGAGGAGUCGCUUACUGAACAAGGAAGAAGCCAAUCUGGAAGUUGUUAAAGAACUAAUGGAUAGAAUUAUUAAGGCUCUGCAAGCAAAAUUAAACGAGGAGAAAAGCGCCCGGCAAAAGGCCGAUCUAAACACCCAAGAGAAGGAGCGUCAAAUUUCAAUGUUGUCGGUCGAUUAUCGGCAAAUCCAGCAACGGCUUCAGAAACUGGAAGGCGAACAUCGCCAAGAAGUGGAAAAAGUCAAAGCUUUGCACAGUCAGCUCGAGCAGGAGCAACAAAAAAAGACCAUUUUACAGUCAGAAAUGAGUCAACAUAUUUCCGAAGUCGCCAAACUCAAAGCUCGGGAAUCACAGCUGGCAAUUGAGUUGAACCAAGUUCAAGAGGCUAAGAAGAAGCUGGAGGAGGAUUUGUUCAAGUUGAAACGGGACUGGCAGAUGGAACAGCUCCAAAUGAAAGAAUUGCAAGACUCGUUUGAAACCGAGCAAUAUUUCUCGACUUUGUACAAGACACAGACUAACGAAUUACGCGAAGAGUUGGAAGAGAAGAAUAAAAUUAAUAAAGAGUUUGAGGAAGAAUGUGCUUCGUUGAAACACCAGUGCCAGAUUGCUUUGGCUCGAGCUGAUUCAGAGGCGUUAGCACGGUCGAUAGCCGAGGAAACGAUCGCUGAUCUUGAAAAGGAAAAGACGAUGAAAGAGCUUGAGUUGAAGGAUUUGUUGGCCAAACAUCGAAGCGAAGUCAACUCGAAGGAAGUUGUUAUUAAUUCGUUGAAAGAUCGAGAAAUGGAAUUGAAAAAAAUGAACGAGCACUUGUCCAAAGAACGAGAAGAUAUAAACCGGCAAUUGAAACAGUUGCAGGAAGAGUUUAGUAAAAAGUCUGGAAAUAAUGAAGAGAUUGAUAAGUUGAAGAGCAAGCUCCAGACUGAAUCCCUGUUGAAGCAGCAAGCCGUGAAUAAGUUGCACGAGGUUUUGAAUCGCAAGGAUUUGAGGGAGACCAAAGGGAAGAGUAAGAUUUCAAACGCCGAUUUGAGGAGAAAAGAGAAAGAUCUGAAGAAGCUUCAGCAGGAAUUGAGUCAAGAAAGGGAUAAGUUCAAUCAGACUAUUAGCAACUUCCAGGCCCGCAUACAGGAAUUGACGGUGCAAUGUAAUGAAGAAAUCACUUCCAAGCAAAGGCUCCAGAUGGAGUUGGACAGCAAAGAUUCUGAAAUCGAACAGCUCCAAAAGAAACUGGCUGCCAUUAACAGCGAGACGGCGUCUUUGAGUUCAGCCGAUAACGAAGGAGACGAAAUCAACACCGAUUCGAUGAUCGAGGGUUGGCUGUCGAUUCCGUCGAAGCAAAACAUCAAACGACACGGCUGGAAGAAACAAUACGUUGUGGUGUCAAGUCGCAAAAUAAUUUUCUACAAUUCGGAGAGCGACAAACAAAACACCGAUCCUGUGAUUGUUCUUGAUCUCUGCAAAGUGUUUCACGUCCGUUCGGUCACUCAGGGUGACGUUAUAAGGGCCGAUUCCAAAGACAUCCCUAGGAUAUUUCAAUUGUUGUAUGCCGGAGAAGGCGAAGCGAGGAAAACCGACGAGCAAAGCAACUCGCUUGAUGUUAGUUCGAUGCGGAAUUUUGAAGACAAACCGGGUACUACGAUACACAAGGGUCACGAGUUCCUAAAUAUCUCCUACCACAUGCCCACGACUUGUGAAGUCUGUCCUAAACCUAUGUGGAACAUGUUCAGACCUCCCCCUGCUUUAGAGUGUCGAAGGUGUAGGAUAAAGAUCCAUAAGGACCACCUAGAGAAGAAGGAGGACACCGUGCCUCCGUGUAAACUACACUAUGACCCUUCUUAUGCCAAAGAACUCCUCCUGCUUGCCCCUUCGAUAGACGACCAAAAGCAAUGGGUGUGCAAACUGAGCCGGAAAAUUCAGAAGUGUGGAUUCAAAGCCAACAAUUCCAAUGCCAUAGAUUCAGCUAAAAUAUCGCCUAGGGAAUCAACUCGUUCUAGUUUGAAGCCAUAUAUGAAUAUCCAGCAACGAUCUGCAACUCUGCCUGCUAAUUCUUCAAUGAGUGGCAAAUGACUUUGAAUCUUCAAUUAAGUUAACUUUGAAUCUUGAAUGCUUCUAGUUUCAUCACUAAAAUACUGAUACAGAAUAUACUUGUUACUCUCUAUACAUCACUGUAUCAACCAGAUUAAAAUUCUUGAUAUCUGUUUCGUUGUGGCACUAAAUCUUAUUACGAUACUUAACAGUUAAUCUAAAGGAUGUUUUUGCAUCGGUAAUGAAUUGUCUCAGUCGGUUGCUGUUCGCUAAAUUCUAACUACGACGCUGUACUAAUUAAAUUUUUGUAAAGGUGCUAAUCUGUUUUGUAAAAAGUUUUUUUAAUUAAGAAAUUCUCUAAUCAGUGCUUACGAGUUUUUUGACAUGACAUUCCUUACAGUACAGUAAUGUACUUUUCUAUUUUAGUUGUACAUUGUUUGUUGUUUUUUAGAGUGUACAAAUUAUUUUAAUGCGAAUUUUGAUUAUGUAUAAUUGUGUAUUUAUUAAUCUUUGUUUCUUUUUUUCUAUUGUAAAAUUGUGCCUUAAACAUUCAUUCGUGGUUGGUACUAUUGUACCAACCGCCACACCAAUAAGUUAUUUAAUAUAAUUUCGGCAUUUCAGGUAGUAAAAUGAAACGAUUUUUGCCUUAUGUAUUAUACAAGAUGUAAACCAAAUGGACAAUUCUAAAUAAAUUGUUCUUAUUUA
This is a messenger RNA of Tribolium castaneum (red flour beetle), 5008 nucleotides long. It is a transcript of the gene Rok, whose product is annotated as Rho kinase. Gene Ontology annotation, biological process: cortical actin cytoskeleton organization; Rho protein signal transduction; embryonic morphogenesis. Bases 224 to 4345 code for a protein of 1373 amino acids. Gene Ontology annotation, cellular component: cytoskeleton; cytoplasm. Gene Ontology annotation, molecular function: ATP binding; small GTPase binding; Rho-dependent protein serine/threonine kinase activity. The record is from RefSeq and is a predicted model, not a curated record. NCBI's taxonomy places the organism in Eukaryota, Metazoa, Arthropoda, Insecta, Coleoptera, Tenebrionidae. The transcript has 9 exons.